Astrephomene gubernaculifera is the source of this 523-nucleotide messenger RNA. The record is from the annotation of a GenBank genome assembly. NCBI's taxonomy places the organism in Eukaryota, Viridiplantae, Chlorophyta, Chlorophyceae, Chlamydomonadales, Astrephomenaceae.
CUAGGCAACAUAAACCUGCUACGUUUGUGCUGAAUUUUAAGAGACUCACAGUUUCUUCGUUGAAGCGCCAUGGCGUCGCACACCGAGCAGCUUACCGAGGAGCAGAUCGCGGAGUUUAAGGAGGCAUUCGCUCUCUUCGACAAGGAUGGAGAUGGCACUAUUACCACGAAGGAGCUGGGCACGGUGAUGCGCUCGCUGGGCCAGAACCCAACUGAGGCCGAGCUGCAAGACAUGAUCAGCGAGGUGGACGCCGAUGGAAACGGCACGAUUGACUUCCCUGAGUUCCUCAUGCUCAUGGCCAGGAAGAUGAAGGAGACCGACCACGAGGAUGAGCUUCGGGAAGCUUUCAAGGUGUUCGACAAGGACGGCAACGGCUUCAUUUCCGCUGCGGAGCUGAGGCACGUUAUGACCAACCUGGGUGAGAAGCUCUCCGAGGAGGAGGUCGAUGAGAUGAUCCGGGAGGCUGAUACCGAUGGCGAUGGCCAGGUCAACUACGAGGAGUUUGUGAAGAUGAUGACGUCGA